Rotaria socialis is the source of this 741-nucleotide messenger RNA. The record is from the annotation of a GenBank genome assembly. NCBI's taxonomy places the organism in Eukaryota, Metazoa, Rotifera, Eurotatoria, Philodinida, Philodinidae.
AUGGGCACAACUUGUUGUUGUUAUACAAAACGUCAGCGUAUAUUAUCUUCAAAUCACUUGCCACCUCAAUUCAUUCAGAUUGGUAUAAAAACCAAUGACCCUCUCAUACCCAUGGAUGGUUACUUUGGUGAACCACUAUUAUCGCUCGAAGAAACUCUUUCUCCGCUCGAAGGUAAAAUUAAUCAAUUAUCGUAUAAUAUUAAAGAAGCGAAAAUGAAAUGUCAUUAUCCAUCUGAACAUAAUCUUACUCUUGAUGAAUCUUCUGCUAUUUAUAUAUAUACAAUGCAGUGGGGCAAUAGGUGUCUUCAUGAUCAUAUUCAGACAGCAUUAAACUCUAAUGAUCGAUCUACACUCCAACCAUGGUUUAAAUAUCUCAAAUUAUUGAAAAUUGCACUCGAUAAACUACCUAUUGCAAAUACAGAAGUUUGGCAAGGGACACCAUUGGAUGAAAGGUUUAAAGAACAGCUGGAUUCGAAAUCGGCAUCACUCUAUACUUCACUGUGUUUAUGCUCGUUGUUGAUGAAUAAUGUUAUAGCGUAUCUUAAAAAGACUACGACUAAAAAGAUAAUGCUUGUUGGAUAUCAAUCUGUAAAUGGAAGAAUAGUGACUGGCUAUACAGCUAAUGAUUUUCAAGAAGUAAUGGUGUGGCCAGGCAUAAAAUUGGAAGCAUUAAAAUCUGUUGUGGCCAACGCAUAUUAUUUAUGGACUUUCCAUGGAGUGAGCGAGAUUGGUGAGUACUAA